CUGUGUACGUCUGCGACGGUCCUACCGCCGACAUGUGCGUGGUAGGAGACCAACUACGAAGCUGCGUUUAUUAAAAAUAAACAUACCGAAAGAAGAAAGUAAACCUGCCGUCUGCUCCCCGUCCAGAGCCGAAGUGACAAAAGAGGACGAGUGAAAUGAGUCAGGCGACUUGUCACAAGUAAAACAGCGCUAACUAACGAGCUCCUCUGGUUUCCUAGCUAGCUGCAGGUUCGCCUCCGUCAUGGCUCUGUACGUGAAAGCCGCGGACAUCCUGGAGAAAGCCGAGAGGAAGCAGGGCGCUCUGAAAACGCUGGUCUACGACAGCAGGUUCGAGAACAUCAAACAGCUGUUCGCUCUGGUCUGUGAGGCCCAGAAGUUCUCCUCCAUCCUGCAGCAGCUCAUCGACUCCACCAAGCUGCUCAAGCAGACCCGGCUGAGGCCGCACCUGGCCAAGGUGCUGGUGUACGACCUGCUGAUGGGCCAGGGGCUGAAGUGCGGCGGCGCCUGGAAGGUCAUGAUGAUGAAGCACCGCUCCAGGCUGCAGGCGGCGCUGGCCCGCAUGAAGAUAAAGCAGAACGUCAGCAGGAACGAAGACCUGCUCCCGGCCAACGUCCAGCGGGCCGCCGGGGACCGCCUGCCCAGGUACGUGCGCGUGAACACCCUGAAGACCACCGUGGAGGAUGUGGUGGACUACUUCAAGAGGGACGGCCUCUCCUACCAGGGUCAGGCCGCCAGGCUGGACGACUUUACCCUGAAGGAGGCCGAGUUCGCGAGGGACCAGCACCUGCCUGAGGUGCUGGUCUUCUCCCCUAAAACUGACUUCCAUGACCACUUCCUGUACAAGGCUGGUCACAUCAUUCUGCAGGACAAAGCCAGCUGCCUCCCCGCGUACCUCCUCAAUCCACCACCCGGCAGGCAUAUCAUCGAUGCCUGCGCCGCCCCCGGCAACAAGACAAGCCACCUGGCAGCCAUCAUGAAGAACAAGGGCAAGCUGUUUGCCUUCGACUUGGAUGCCAAGCGUCUGGCCACCAUGUCCACUCUCCUGCUCCGAGCCGGUGUCACCUGUCAGCAGCUGGCCAACCAGGACUUCCUGAAGGUGGACCCUGACAGCGCGCAGUAUAAAGACGUGGAGUACGUCCUGCUGGAUCCCUCCUGCAGUGGAUCAGGUAUGGUGUGCCUCCGGGACAACACCUCUGCGGACCAGGAGAAGGAUCAGGCUCGUCUGGCCUCCUUGGCCUCCUUCCAGCUGCGGUGCCUGAACCACGGCCUCAGGUUCCCGCGCUUGAAACGCCUGGUUUACUCCACCUGCUCCAUCCACAGGCAGGAGAACGAGGACGUCAUAACAGCCUGUCUGCAGCAGAACCCCGGCUUCAGGUUGGUGCCUCUUUUGGCUCAGUGGCCUGAACGAGGCCUGGAGCCGCUCACUCAGUGUCUUCGUGCCGGCACCACCACGACCCGCACACACGGGUUUUUCGUGGCUCUGCUGGAGAAACACAUUGAGGCUGAGAAUAUGAAACAGGACCGGGAUGUUGAGAUGAGUGUCCCUGAGGCGACGGCGGCACACGGUCCACCUGCUUCAGAGACGCCUGAAGCUUCAAAGACGCCUAAACCUUCAGUGACGCCUGAACCUUCAAAGAUGCCUACACCUUCAGUGACGCCUGAAGCUUCAGUGACGCCUGAAGCUUCAGUGACGCCUGAAGCUUCAGUGACGCCUGAAGCUUCAGUGACGCCUGAAGCUUCAGAGACGCCUGACGCUUCAGAGAUGCCUGACGCUUCAGAGACGGAGGACAACCCGACCCCUGCUCCACAGCUGCAGGGGUCGGACAGUACACCAGGUAUGAAGAAGAGGAGGAAGAGGAAUAAGAAGAAGAAGAAGAAGGCGGCCACAACAGUGGAGUGAUGAUAAGAAACUUAAAAUAGGAAUUUAUUUUGCCUGGAGGGAUUGUUUGCAAAGGUCUCUUAAUUUGUGUGUAAUCUAACUGAAAAGUAAAGAAUAUUUUUACUGUA
Molecule: messenger RNA, 2007 nt
Organism: Scophthalmus maximus (turbot)
Lineage: Eukaryota; Metazoa; Chordata; Actinopteri; Pleuronectiformes; Scophthalmidae
Gene: nsun5
Product: NOP2/Sun RNA methyltransferase 5
Exons: 4
Coding region: 242-1900 (552 amino acids)
Biological process (GO): rRNA base methylation
Cellular component (GO): nucleolus
Molecular function (GO): methyltransferase activity
Source: RefSeq, a predicted model, not a curated record